AUGGAUGAUGAGCAUCUGAACAGCCCUAUGUCCGGGAUUUAUGGGUCACAAUCUUUCCCUUCACCCAAUGUUCCUCACGAACAGUUUCAUUCGACUCGUUAUGAUCACUUCAGUUCUGCUUUGAUAUCACCUCAUUACACUCCACCCUACAGUCAGCCUAACCCGCAUCAUGCCUCAUCUUUGAUGUUGCCCCCGGAACAACCUCACCUACGUGGCCGUGUUGUAGAACAGCAGCCUGAGAUCAACCCCGGCCCCUUAUCCUCAACUUCCCCAGUCAAGGCUCAACGUACUCACAGUAGUCAAACAACUAAGAAACAAGAUGCUACUUCUCUCGAGUCGAGAGGAUCUGAAGAUGUCCAUCGCAUAUGGUCCAAACAAAAAAAUCAGUCUGGUGAAUCAGCGUACGAUAUACUGAUUCAGUGGGUCCUUGUGCCCGGAAACUACAAUCGAUGGCGAGCCAAAGGCUCCAAGAAAACUGAGAUUGCCGAGGAGAUUCAUCGAAUCAUGGAGGACAAGGGGAUCUUUGGGAGGAACCCUAGCGGUGUGUACCAACAGCUUCACACGUUGGAGCUAAAAUAUCAAGCUGCUCUUGAGGAGACAAAGAAGACGGGUGGCGGACUUAAUGGGUUCUCAGGCGAGAAGUCAUUCUCAGAUGUGGUAGACCAAAUCGAAGCGAUAUGCCCCCACUUCUAUGAGUUGGAUGCUGUCAUAGGUGAUCGGCCUUCAGCAACCCCACUCAAUCACCUUGAGUCUUUGAGUCAUCUCGACACCGAGGCCUGUAUGGAAGCUCUUGGUCUCCCUAGCUCACAGGCGAGUGACAAUAACACCACCUCGGACGUGGGUGAUACCAACCAUCCGUUUGAGAUCCCACCACCUCUCAACCACUCAGCACUAUUACGAGCCAUCAAUCAGGCCGAACACCCCGGUACCGCUAAAAAUCCCAAGCGUAGACGAGAUUCAUCGGUCGGAAGAGAUGAGUUGGAAUCCUCGUCAUCGCUUGGUUCUAGCGCGAAGAAGGCCCGUGCGCCACGAGUUGGUUCGUUCUUGAAAUCAGUAGGAUUUGAUGAGAAGCCUGAUGAUUUCAAGAAUCCUCGAAAACAAGGCUCUGUCGCUGAGGAGCUGGUGAAAUUCCAAGACACCAACUCAAAACAGCGCGAGCGCGCUCUUGACUUGCAAAGCGAGGCGAUCAAAGGUCAAAUCUCCAUCGGAGAAACCAUUGGAGGUGCAAUGCUUGAUAUGACUGAUGUCCUGAAAGUGAUUGCGAAUCCUCCCAAGGAUAAAACUACUCAAGAGUUAGACAACUUAAGACUCAACCGAGAGAAAUCCGACUACGAGUAUUGGCUUGCCAAGCAAAGGGCUGAGAUCUUGGACAUUGAGCUUGAACGGAAAGCGAAACUGAUCGAGCGUUUUGAAAAGUCUGGAAAGUCCUUCAGCGAAGCAAACCAAAUUGCUGAUCAAAUGAUUGAAGAACAAAAAAAAAGAAUGGCAGAUUAG
Molecule: messenger RNA, 1494 nt
Organism: Melampsora larici-populina 98AG31
Lineage: Eukaryota; Fungi; Basidiomycota; Pucciniomycetes; Pucciniales; Melampsoraceae
Exons: 5
Coding region: 1-1494 (497 amino acids)
Source: RefSeq, a predicted model, not a curated record